Molecule: messenger RNA, 1395 nt
Organism: Exophiala xenobiotica
Lineage: Eukaryota; Fungi; Ascomycota; Eurotiomycetes; Chaetothyriales; Herpotrichiellaceae
Exons: 2
Coding region: 252-1133 (293 amino acids)
Source: RefSeq, a predicted model, not a curated record
UCAUUCUUGUGCAAUUGGCAAUUGGCGGUUGCCCUUUCAUGGGAAGCCACAUGCUUCACUUCAAGCCGGAUCAGCGAUACAUCACGCUUUAACAGCUUUUUCCUUUUUCACUACUUCACCUUCAAUCCCACCGACCCAGGUACCUCGCUCUCCACCCAAAUCCCUGUAAAAGCAAGUACUGUACUCUUCUCUAUCUUUCUCACUCUUACUGCUUCUGCAUCCUCGAGCCUGACUUGCUAUGCCCCUUCACCAUGGACAAUGAUAUCUACCUUCUGCAGAAUGCCACUGAGCCUCAGCCUACUGCGUCCUCCCUAUCCUUACCUUCAAUCCUAGUUGUCCUCGGCCUCAUCCUUUCUUUCAUCAACCUCACAUACUGGUGCAUCCAAGACUACCGUCUCUACAAGUCACUGGGCCCCGGCGGUCCACCAUACAAUGCGUACGGAUGGUUCCUGACCUCUUUCAUUGUCAGACCUUUCACUCUCGCUGCCAAAGACACACUUUGGACAGGUGACUACCCAGAUGAUGGUGCCCAUAAGGAGAUCCUGGCCCUGCCAAAUCGGAGAGGCACUCGUCCCGUGAUCCUAGGCAUUGCUCCUCAACGACAAUUCAGCCAGAAUCCUGAACCUGGGAUGAACGUGCGUGUCACAUCUCUUUUCACCUCGGUAGUCAUGAGGAAUCCCACGUUGCUGCAACAAAAGCUCUCCAGCCUUGAGAAACACAACAUCGCUAUAUUUGUGCAUUCAAACCUCCUCUCCAAGCCCGACAACCUUCCAGAAGUGGCUGUAGUAUCAGAGGGCGAACUUGGACAUAUCCACGGUGAUGCUUCCAUGCACCUUUAUUUCUCUCCAGCAGACGCCAAGGUCAUCAUAGAAAAGGGUUGGGCCGAACGUCACCGAUGCGCAAGGACUCAGCCUUGGUGGCUAGGAGGCAAGAAAUACAAGUGGAAGAUUGGAGAAAGCUUUCUGAUCGUCUACGCGCCAAGGGACGAGGAGGAGCUGGAAGUCUUGCAGAUUCUGAUCAGAGCCAGUGCUAGAUUCAUGACCGGAGAUGAGACAGUGGUGGCGCCGUCAAAAGAAGAUCAAGAAAUGGAGCGUGACGGUGGUCGCAGGAAAAGCGCGCCGCCAGCAGCUUGAUGCUCAGGACGAUGAUGGAUCCUAGAGGGACACCUCACGUAAGGCAGGAAGAGUGCAAUUACCAUGGCAGCAGCAUUCCAAAACUCUCCCAGCAUGCUUCGUAUCGUUAACCUCAGGGAUGGUCACUGGGCCUUGUGCCUGGAAGUCCGGGCUCAAGCCACCACCGAUGAUAGUCGUGUCCUAGACCACAGCCGCAGGCGAGAUGUAUCAUAUUCCAGCUUGGUACAUAGUACGGCGCCAGGAGUUAUUGAAUUGCAAACCC